This is a messenger RNA of Dujonia railenensis, 3090 nucleotides long. The record is from the annotation of a GenBank genome assembly. Lineage: Eukaryota; Fungi; Ascomycota; Pichiomycetes; Serinales; Debaryomycetaceae.
AUGCAUAUAUUGAAGGUUCCAUGGUUUGGACACCAGGCUGAAAACAAGAAGGUUGGAUGUUAUACUGUCACCAUCAAUAACUCGGGCACUAGAUUAGCUUCUGGGGGUCUAGACGGAAACGUUAAGAUAUGGGACCCUAAGCUGAUUUUACAAUUCAUAGAACUAGAAGACAAGGAGAAUGUAGGACGAGGAAAGAAAGGUGGAGCAACCUCGAAGAAAGAAUCGAAAGAAAAUGGUCUUCUGUUUUCUAAGUCUGGUAUUAAUGGAGCUAGUGGCACUAGCGAUGAUAGAUCACUCAGUUCAAAGGCUUCAGUAGAUAUUCCAUGUAGGGCUCUAGCCACGAUGAGUCGUCAUAACGGUGCUGUGACUUCUGUCAAAUUUUCUCCAUCAGGACAAUACCUAGCUUCUGGAUCAGAUGAUAAAAUUGUUCUCAUUUGGGAGAAGGAAGCGGCGAAUUCGUCGUCAACACUAAAACAAUUUGGAGAUGUAGAUGCCGAUUUGGAGCAUUGGACUGUUCGGAAAAGGCUCGUGGCUCAUGAUAACGAUGUUCAAGACAUUGCCUGGUCUCCUGAUGGAUCCCUCCUAGUUACCGUGGGGUUGGAUAGACUGAUUAUAAUAUGGAAUGGAAAUACUUUUGAAAGGAUUAAAAGAUAUGAUAUCCAUCAAUCCAUGGUUAAAGGGAUAGUAUUCGAUCCCGCUAAUAAAUUCUUUGCAACUGCGAGUGAUGAUAGAACUGUUAGGAUAUUUAGGUAUCAUAGGAAACAUCCACUGAGAGGUGAACAUGAAUUUCAAAUGGAACACUUGGUUAUAGAUCCCUUCAAAAAGAGUCCCCUUACUUCGUAUUUUAGAAGAAUGUCAUGGUCCCCUGAUGGUCAACAUAUUGCUGUCCCCAAUGCCACCAAUGGUCCGGUAACCCUGGUUGCAAUAAUUAAUAGAGGUAGUUGGGGCACCGAUAUAAGUUUGAUUGGCCAUGAAGCGCCAUGUGAAGUUGCAUCUUUCAGUCCUAGAUUAUUUGAAAAGCAAUUGACCAGCAAUGGCAAAAAAGAAUUGGCAAGGAAACCAUCAGACAAUGAUGGUUUCACAACUGUAUUAGCCACUGGAGGGCAGGAUCUUUCAUUGGCGGUUUGGAGUACAGGAUGCAGUAAGCCAAUUGUUGUUCUUGCAAAUUUCGUUGAAGACUCUAUAACUGAUGUGUGUUGGGCACCUGAUGGGGUAACUUGUUAUGUAAGUUGUCUAGAUGGAAGUAUACUGUGUGUAAAAUUUGAAGAAGGGGAAUUAGGAGGAGCAGUUGUUAGUGAAAAGGUGAAUGAUUUAGAAUUGAAUAGAUAUGGAGUUGGAGAAGGAGAAGUGUUGGCAGAAAGUAAAGAACAGUUGGAUUUAGAAGCUGUUGGGAAUAGAUCAAUUGAAGGUGAGUUGCUUCCAAUCACAAACGAUGUAAUACGAAAAAUCGAGGGUGUCAGGGCGAGCACUCCAAUAAGUAUUGAAAAGGAAAAGAAAGAGGAGCCUCUUGAACUACCCAGCUCACCUCUGGCAAAACCUCCCCUGAAAAUAAAACAAAAUGUUACUAUUACGAAGGAUGGUAAAAAGAGAGUCGCCCCGAUGCUAGUCUCUUCUGCAAAACCUUCUUCUUCCACUAUAUUCACUUCGGCGUUACAUAAAAGGGCACCUGCCUCUUCCAGCUCGAAGAAUUAUACCCAACUUUCUUCUGCUCUGUAUCAACUACCUAAGUUUGGUCUUCAGACAUCUGUUCAUGGAAUUAAGUCCAGGUUUGCAACAGGACCGGCUGAAGCUAUUCCAGAAGACCAAGAUAAUGACAAUGAGGACAUGGGUAUGAUAGAAGAAGGUGGUGCAGGCAUUGAUGUAAACAGUGUUGCUACGAUUUCUGAUACAACUCGUAAAAGACAACGUAACAAAUUAAACCGAUUGGCCAUGGAAAAUAGAUAUCCUAUACCUUUCCGUAAUGUUUCAAGCUUGCCGGAAUUUCUUUUCCAUCACCCAGAGGUUAUCAACGCUCUGUUGACGACAGUUCCAAAGGAAGUGAGCUCCCAUGGAAGUAAUUCUAAUACUACUGUCGCAGUUGGUGGUAAUGGAGCCGGAACCAGUUCAGGUUCGGGAAGUGGCUCUGAGUGGACAAUUUCAACAAGUUACACUCCAGAAGACGAAAAUCUUAUUUUUAGUGUAGUCAAAUCCUCAACCCAGGAAACUAAAGGGUUUUCUACCAUUGAAAUUAGAAAUGGACCACCAUGGAACGAUAAUGAAGAUUUCGAAUCAGUUCAUAAUGAUAGAAUUGACUUCCAGGAUCCUACGAUUGUGACCAUAUCCAAUCAAUCUUCGAAAACCAAAAGCAAUUUGUAUUAUCCCUUUAAAAUCCAGCAUGCCAUUCCGGUAUUUUCUUCCGGGCUAUUACAAUACUAUGCAUUAAUUUCGUUUCUGGGUGCCUUACAAUUAAUUCAUUCGAACACUGGAUCUUUGGUUACACCUACAAUCGAACUAGGUGGUAACGUGGUAAUAGUAAGACAAUCAGGACAAUUCUUGCUGUGUGUUACUAAUGGUGGUUUAGUUUAUGUUUGGAAGCUCCCACAUAAAACUUCUAGGCUGGGUCUCGUAGGAAUAAUCAAUGGUGUCAGCAUGGCUGGAAUUUGGAAUUGUGAUGUGAGUUUAUCGUCUGAGGCAGAUUCAAUUAAGAAAAAUGGUUUAGGUAUAGAAAUAAGGCCAGGAUGUUCAUCUACUGCGAGUGCUUAUGAAAUAGAUUCUACCACGGGCAGUCCUUUCGUAAUGUUGGAAGAGGAUAAUUCGAUAUAUCAGUACUCUAUUGAUCUUAUGUGUUGGAUGAAAGUUAUAGAUCCAUGGUAUUUCUUGGGAUUCGAAAAUGGUGAGGUUUCGACUCACCUUCCAGGAACCAUAUUGUCUUCAUUGGCACACAAGCUGAUUUCUAAAUAUUAUGAAGAAGUAAGGCGAGGAUUGUCGACUGUCUACGUUGGCGAAGGUAAGCUAGUUGAAAGUUUAAAGGGUGAAAUGAGGAAAAGGUAUCAUGAAAUCUGUGAGAGCUCGGAAGUCAGUUCAAAAAAGAUAAAGUUGAAUGAAAAUUAA